ACUGUUCCCGCCCUGCUCCUGGUGAAGGAGCUGGUUCUUGAUAACUGCCGCUCGGAUGAUGGGAAGAUCGUGGGGCUCUCCUCGGAUUUUGAGAACCUGGAGUUCCUCAGCAUGAUCAACAUCAACUUGMUGUCUGUCUCCAGUCUCCCCAAGCUUAACAAACUUCGCAAGCUGGAGCUGAGUGAUAACAGAAUUUCUGGUGGCCUCGAAGUUCUAGCAGAAAGAACUCCUAACUUGACACACUUGAAUCUAAGUGGCAACAAGAUCAAAGACAUCAAUACCCUGGAGCCCUUGAAAAAGUUGCCAAACUUGCGUAGUCUGGACCUCUUCAACUGCGAGGUGACAAUGCUGAUCAACUACCGGGAGAGCGUGUUCACCCUCCUGCCCCAGCUCACCUACCUCGAUGGGUUCGAUGCUGAUGACCAGGAAGCCCCUGAUUCAGACCCUGAAGCAGAUGGGGAUGCACUGGAAGAUGAAUAUGAGAAUGGGGAAGAAGGGGAGGAAGAAGAUGAUGACGAUGAGGAAGAUGACUUGGAUGAAGAAGUCAUUGAUGAUGAGGAAGAUGAAGAUGAUGAUCUGGAAGGGGAAGAGGAAGAGGAUGGAGUAGAUGAUGAGGAGGAAGAUGAGGAGGAAGAUGGUGAGGAGGAUGAAGAGGAUGAAGCUGAUGAUGACCUUCCACGAGGAGAAAAGAGAAAACGAAAUCUAGAGGAUGAAGGAGAGGAAGAUCCAGAAGACGAAGAUGAUGAUGAGGAUGACUGAUCCCAGCGAGCCAAUCAGUUUUACAGACUGUGACUGUGCUUGUCUUAACCUCCCCGUUGUGUCUUUGUGAGACUGUAAACCCCCGUCUCCCGGUCCUCCCCUCUUUGUAUGGCUGCAGCAUCCACAAUAUAUUUUUUUAAGAUGUAGAAUACUGUAGGCAUUCAGGGGAAUCUUCCA
Nothoprocta perdicaria is the source of this 936-nucleotide messenger RNA. RefSeq names its product acidic leucine-rich nuclear phosphoprotein 32 family member B. Gene Ontology annotation, molecular function: histone binding. The record is from RefSeq and is a predicted model, not a curated record. Gene Ontology annotation, cellular component: nucleus. Bases 112 to 759 code for a protein of 215 amino acids. Gene Ontology annotation, biological process: regulation of apoptotic process. NCBI's taxonomy places the organism in Eukaryota, Metazoa, Chordata, Aves, Tinamiformes, Tinamidae. The transcript has 7 exons.